Cladophialophora psammophila CBS 110553 is the source of this 936-nucleotide messenger RNA. RefSeq lists its product as uncharacterized. NCBI's taxonomy places the organism in Eukaryota, Fungi, Ascomycota, Eurotiomycetes, Chaetothyriales, Herpotrichiellaceae. The transcript has a single exon. The record is from RefSeq and is a predicted model, not a curated record. The coding region runs from base 1 to 936 and encodes 311 amino acids.
AUGAUUACCCAAGCAGAGGCACAUCGCCUAGACCUACCUUGGCUGGUGAAAUCAGCUUCAGGAGCCUUUAUUCGACCACAUCUCGAGCUUCAAGCCUUCGUGUCCAACGAGCUUGAUGUCGACAUUCUUGACGACCUCGAGCCCUGGCUCUGGCUUGCUGGUCGCAUUGAUAAUAUUGCACCUCUUCACCACCAGCUAGUCCGCGGCCGAAGGGUUGUCAUCACGGAGCGAAUGAAAUUUCACCUACUGUGGCACGGCGACACGAUUUUUAUCAAGCCUUUGCCGACUUGGAUUCUAGACGAGGACUUUUGCCGCAGAACCACAUAUCACAACGAGACUCUGAAAGGCCGGCGUUAUGGCUUCUGCAAAACAUAUCUGUGGCUGAUACAGUACCGAUCCGACUUUAUCCUUGCACAAGAGCUCCACCUCCUGCCCUCCUCAAUGUCGUGGGACGAAUGGCAACGUCUAGUGCGUGAAAAAUGCACUUUGCUAUCGGACCCCAGCGUGUCUACCAGCCCACGAUUCCUACGCGGUGAGCUGCGUUUGAGCCGUGUGAAUAUGCUCUACCGCUACCUCCCUAGGUACAAGCUGCAUAACCUAUUCCGCGGGUAUUUCUAUGGCAGCGCAUCUUAUAAGGACUUCGUCCGCCAUCAUUUCGGAUGGUUGCUUGUGGCUUGUCUACUCAUGACACUGGUACUAGGGGCACUGCAACUGGGAAUCGCAACGGAAGAGCUGCGGAACAACUCGCAGUUCAGCCAGGUUUCCUAUGGCUUCACAAUCUCGUGCCUCACGGUUGUCUUUGGUGCAACACUGUGUGCAGUCACUGCCUCCGUAGCCGUGACCAUAUAUAAUGUGAGAGCCGCGGUCAAUCAGACCAGGCCUAACCCAAUCAUCAGCAACUUUCCACCGACGUCCAAAGGUGGAUUUGCCGUUUAA